UUGGCUGUCACUCAAGAUUGAUAAUAUCCCUACUCUCAUCUUGCCACACAUCCUCUUUUAUAUGGAUAAUAUUAAUAGCACUUGCUCCUGUUGCUGUGCUGGGGAUGGUGGCUGCUCCUGGUGUUGUCCCGGGGAUGGUGGCUGCUCCUAAUGCUGUGCCAUAACAUCUGAGAAAGCACAGAAGACUUCUUUUUUAGUAGCUCAGCGAAUAGUAAAAUGCAAGAAGCCUCAUACAAUCGCAGAAGAGCUGAUGCUGAUGCUCCCAGCAUUUGUCGAAAUGUGCGAGAUAAUGCUCAGGACAGAGGUAGCAAAUAAAUUAAAAAGCAUACCCCUCUCCGAUGACACCGUGAGCCGGAGGAUGGGUGACCUGGCCGAUGACAUCUUAUCACAACUUGUGGGGAGACUUUGUUGCUGUGGAUUUUCCCAUCAGCUGGAUGAGUCUACUGAUGUGGCUAGUGCAGCACAGCUAAUCGCUCUCGUCUGCUAUCAGUGGGAUGGAUCCAUUCUGGAGGAUUUCUUGUUCUGCAAAGAGGUCCCUGGCAGCACAACGGGCGAGGAGAUUUUCAAGAUCCUUAAUUGAGUUUACUGAGUUUCAUGAGCUGAGUUGGGGGAAAUGUGUGGCCGUUUGUACUGAUGGAGCAGCAGCAAUAAUGGGCAGAAAGAGUGGUCUUGUUGCUUGGAUAAAGGCAGUAAACCCCAGAGCAAAAUCUGUCCACUGUAUGCAGCACCGACAAGCACUCGCCUCCAAAGGUAUGGAACCAGACCUGCACUUUGUGUUGAGCACAGCUGUGACAGCAGUUAAUUUCGGAGAAGAAGCAAGCAGGAGGAAUUACUCCAGGAUAAACUACGGACAUACUAUUGUAAAGAUGGAGAUUAAGGAAGAACCCUGCAGAAUAAAAGAUGAAGAUACAGAGGAACAAAUAGGAGAAGAAGCAAGCAGGAGGAAUUACUCCAGGAUAAACUACGGACAUACUAUUGUAAAGAUGGAGAUUAAGGAAGAACCCUGCAGAAUAAAAGUUGAAGAUACAGAGCAACAAAUAGAUCUGAUCGAAGUGAAUGAAGACAAACAGCAUCAGUCUCAAAAAACUCAUAAUUUCACAAAUGAAGAUGGAAAUGCAGUCGUUUCAAAGACUGAAAAACAAGCUGGAAAAUCUGUAGUCGAAGGAUCUUUAACUUGUUCUGAGUGUGGAAAAGGUUUCAUAUCUAAAUCAAAGCUGAACACACACAUGACUAUUCACACUGGAGAAAAGCCAUUCACAUGCAUUCAGUGUGGAAAGAGUUACAGACUGAAAGGACACCUAAAUGAUCACAUGAGGAUUCACAGUGAAGAAAAGCCUUAUAAAUGCACUCAGUGUGGAAAGAGUUGCAUAUCUAAAUCACAGCUGAACACACACAUGAUGAUUCACACUGGAGAAAAGCCUUAUACAUGCACUCAGUGUGGAAAGAGUUACAGACUUAAAGCACACCUAAAUGAUCAUAUGAGGAUUCACACUGGAGAAAAACCUUUCACAUGCUCUCAGUGUGGAAAGAGUUUCACUCAGAAAAGUCAUCUCAAGACUCAUCUGCGCUCUCACUCUGGAUUGAGAUCAUUCAGCUGUGAUCAGUGUGAUAAAACAUUUGUUUUUGAAUCAGGCUUAAAAAAACACCUUAAAACUCAUUCUGAUGUGAAGCCUCACUUUUGCUCUGUUUGUGGAAAGAGUUUUUCACAACUUGGAUCUUUAAAAGAGCAUGAGCGUAUUCAUGAUACUGGUGUGAAACCUUAUGUGUGCUUUGACUGUGGAAAGAGCUUUACUUAUUCCAACAACUUAAAACAACACCAGAGAAUUCAUACUGGAGAGAAACUGCACAAGUGUUCACACUGUGGAAAGAGUUUCACUCAGUUAGGAAGCCUGAAAAAUCAUGAGAGAGUUCAUACUGGAGAGAAACCGCACCAGUGCUCUUCAUGUGGGAAAAGUUUCAGCCAAUGGUCUAAUCUACAAAAACAUAAGAAAAAGCAUUGUCUGAAUGUGUCUAAGUGAGCAAUGUUCAUGCAGAUCCAUGAUUGAUUUGAUAUUCAGAUUAAGCAAAAGAUGGAAUUGCCUUAAAUAUAUGGCUUGAUGAAUUAAAAUUAUGUCAAUAUUUGUACAGCUAACGCCUUUAACCUUGGAAUUUUUUUGUAGAUAUGUCAUAAAUUGUGCAGUUAUUUUCACUGUCCAUUCUGUGCCCCCACAUAUUUCAAAGCCUCAAAGUUCAAAAACAUAUAAAGGGACACUUCAACAGAGCAGUGCAACAUGAAGGUAAUAUUUGCAAACAUCUUUUGUUUUGUUUGUUUGUUUUUUGAAAGAUCAUAAUAAGACGUUUGUGACAGUGCAAUCGUAGGCCUAUACUGUUGUAUUCCAAGGAGUCGCCCCUGCCGAACCCAGCAACAUUUUAUGAUUAUCCAAAGUGACUUAUGUUUUUUUUUAUGCAAUUGAAGACGAAAAGUAAAGUCACAAACACAAUUCUUUCUUUCAUUUUUUUCUUACAGCAAGAUGAUGUUAGGUGAUUGUUAAAUAAAGUAGGCCUACAGAAUUGUUUAUUGUUUUGUCUAUUCUUAUUUGUUUUGCAUUUUUACAUUCAAAAUGUAUUUGUUAUUAUGUUAGCAUGGUAAUGUUAAUUAGUCCAUUAUCGGUUGAACUGAACAUUGUAGCAAAUAUCACAUACCAUUUUUCAGAAGAUAGUUCAAUCUGUAGUUGAAUCCCUUCCAUCAGUGACACA
Molecule: messenger RNA, 2736 nt
Organism: Pimephales promelas (fathead minnow)
Lineage: Eukaryota; Metazoa; Chordata; Actinopteri; Cypriniformes; Leuciscidae
Source: RefSeq, a predicted model, not a curated record